This is a messenger RNA of Thalassophryne amazonica, 1259 nucleotides long. RefSeq names its product tyrosyl-DNA phosphodiesterase 2b (gene tdp2b). Lineage: Eukaryota; Metazoa; Chordata; Actinopteri; Batrachoidiformes; Batrachoididae. The record is from RefSeq and is a predicted model, not a curated record. Gene Ontology annotation, biological process: double-strand break repair. Gene Ontology annotation, cellular component: cytoplasm; PML body. The transcript is spliced from 7 exons. Bases 80 to 1162 code for a protein of 360 amino acids. Gene Ontology annotation, molecular function: single-stranded DNA binding; protein binding; 5'-tyrosyl-DNA phosphodiesterase activity.
AUUGAACAGAGAGAAAUCUUGUGUGGUGACUUGGUUGUUUUUAUUGUCAUUCUGUGAGAAAACCAAAUAAUUAUAUAAAAUGAACACUCCGUCCGAGUCGGACAAACCGUCAGCUUCUAACGUCGAAGAGGACAGAGCUCGUUUGUGCGAAGAGUUUGCGGUAAUAGCAGGAAGUGAUGCUGCUGUAGCUCAGUGCUACUUAGCUGAAAACAACUGGCAGAUGGAGGUAGCUUUGAACUCAUUCUUUGAAGCUGACAUGGAGAGUGUGUUUGAAGUGGAAGAUUCUCCAGAGGCCACCGACUCUAAAACCAAGAGCAAGAAGGCUGAGGAAAAUGUUCAAGGAGACUGCAUAGAUUUGACUGAAGACAGCCCUGCCACUGCACGUAAAUCUCCAGAAGAUGAUGCCAACAAGCUCUCACUUAUCUCGUGGAAUGUGGAUGGACUUGAUACUGACAACCUUGCAGAGCGUGCACGGGGUCUGUGCUCCUACUUAGUGCUAUAUAGUCCUGACGUGGUGUUCCUGCAGGAGCUCAUCCCACCCUAUGUGCAGUACUUAAAGAAACGGGCCGUCAGCUACGUGUUCAUUGAAGCUGGUGAAUGUGGUUACUUCACUGGGAUGAUGCUGAAAAGGGGUCGAGUCAAACUGUUGGAGAGCGAGAUAGUGCCUUACCCAACCACUAAAAUGAUGAGGAAUCUGCUUGUAGCUCAGGUGGAUUUCAAAGGGCAGAAGUUGUGCUUAAUGACAUCGCACAUGGAGAGCUGUAAGAGCCACGGGGAGGAGCGGAAAAAACAGCUGCGAGUGGUGAUGCAGAGGAUGAGCGAGACGCCUGACCAUGUCACCGUCGUGUUUGGGGGAGACACCAACCUGAGGGACUACGAGGUUGCCAAGGUUGGCCUGCCCGCCGACGUCUGUGACGUGUGGGAGCAGCUGGGCAAGCAGGAGCACUGUCGCUACACAUGGGACACGCAGACCAACAGCAACAAGUCCAUUGCUUUCGUCUGUCGCUGCCGCUUCGACCGGAUCUACUUCCGUCCUGCAACAAAGGAGGGCAUCCUGCACCUGGCUCCUGACCACAUGGCCUUGGUGGGAUUGGAGAAGCUGGACUGUGGCCGUUAUACGAGCGAUCACUGGGGAAUUUUCUGCAGCUUUGCAGCUGGGUAGAUUUACAUGUUGUAAUAAGUGAUUUUAUCCUGUAUUUUUUUUCCAACUACAGUUGUGCUUUCUCUGUGAAAGAUUAUUUUCUGCCUCAUAUGAGGUG